GAGUCGAAUUGACUCCAAAAGUGGAGUAUGGUGGCUGAUCGCUAUCAUUCGUUUUUUUAAUAAAUACAAUGAAGUCACUUUUAAUAUAUCAAACAAAAAUAAGAUGAAUGUAAAAUGAAUUCAAAAUAAAAGUAAAAGUAAAUUAAAAGUAAAUUAAAAGUAAAAGUAAAUUAAAAGUAAAAGUAAAUUAAAAGUAAAAGUAAAUUCAAAAUGAAAGUAAAUUAAAAGUCAAUUCAAAAUGAAAGCAAAUUCAAAAUUUAAGUAAAUUAAAAGUAAAAGUUUUAUCGGCCUAGCGCUAUCAUAGCAUACCAUAAUGCAUUGCUGUAUUUGAGGCCAUAACGCGCGCAAGAAUAACGCGCGCUUGCGCGCGUGUAUUAUUCAAUCGCGGGAAUUCGGGAAAGCGAGGGAAUUCGGGAAAGCGCGGGUUAUUUUUCGAUGCCAAUAUGGCCGAUCGUGCCGUGUGGAAGAAUUACAAAGCACAAAUGAAAGAGAAAAGAACGGGGAAGAAAAAAAAUAAUUCAGGAGUUAGUAUCUUAGAGGAAGAAUGCAUUGUUGUGCAGCGACUCAGCGCCGAUGUUUCAGGAAAGGCACAAAAAUAUACCAGAAUAGGUGCCAGAGAAUUUGUGUCCUUCGAAUAUGAUGAGGUAACUGUAGAUAACAUAAAACGUGCCUGCUUAAAUCACUUUGAUGUUGGUGAAAUGGUUUGUGAUGUUGUUGCUGGAGUACAGGGGCCAUCAUGCUCGUCGAUUAAGCAAAUACCUGAUCUUAAAGUGAUCCACGUGCGUUUUAUUCAUGGCUCUGAUGCAGGUGCAGGAAGCAACGUCGACGAAGGACAUAAAAGAAAAAGGCCACGGUUGGCUUUACCUGGGCCAAGCAUAACCAAUUCGCAUCCAACACCGGCUGGACAGCAAUCUGCUAAAGAAAGUCAGUUUAUUCCAAGAAGUAUGUCACUAGUAGAAAUGCUCAAGCUUGGGAAAGAAAUCAAAAAAGCACCGACAACAGAAGUACAGCUAUUCAAGUUCGACCUAGAUCAGAUAUGUUGGUCAAAACACCCGAGUGUUGUUGAAUUUGUGAUUGAAAAAGACCCAUUUGGGACGGGAGGAUUCCGAAAUGCAUUCAAAGCUACAAGCCAAGCAAAAGAGUUCCGGUCAACUACAUGGGUGGUGAAGAAAUACCUCCCACAAGCUAUUCAAGACAUUGGUGUUACUGGUCAGACCGUAGAACAGCACACCAAGAAAGUGGUCCAGAUGCACAGUCUUGCACAACAUUUCGCUGCAAGACUGAAGCAAGAAAUGGAAAAAAGAAAUAAAUUGGAGAAUUUUGGUGAAUUCCUAAAGUAUAACAAAAUAUAUUUUGGUAAAUGUGGAGAGGAAUGUGUUACUGUGGAAGAAUUUAUAGCAGGAACAUUCACCAAACAUAUAAACAACACUGGUGAUGUUUGUGGAGAUAUCACUAGUGCUAUUUGCAAGAAAGCAGCAUGUCUCGCUCACUAUUCCUUUCAGCAAUCAGAGAAACAGCUAAUGGUGUUGGAUAUACAGGGUUGCAACAACCAUCUAUUUUAUUUGACCCUGAAAUUGCCACGAUGGAAAUCAUUUCAGAUGGCGAGUAUCUCUUUUGCACGGGAAACCUGUCAUCAAAUGCAAUUAACAAUUUCUGUGUAUUCCAUGAAUGCAAUGAAUAUUGCAAACUUCUGGAACUGCCAUCACUUCUUUAGGCAGGACAUUAUGUGCAUGGUUCUACACCACUGAGCGAGGCAUAUUUUAACAUAUACUGGGGGGGUCAUUUGCCCCCCCCCCUUGUUGGCCCCUCACUCAAACAAAAUUGCCCCCAGUCCCUUUUAAAAUAUUAUUGUAUUCCAACUGCUACCUCAGACAAUACAUUGGGUCCCUAACAGUGUGAAUGGUCAGACUCUUUGUCUGUUAAUGUUUUAUUGACCCCCCACUGCUAAAUCCUUAAAAUAUGCCUUGCCAUUGAAUAAAUUAGUUUUUCUGAAAGAUACAGAAAGUUCACUUUAUAGUUUACUGUUCAUCUAUACUGUAGUUGUUUUUUUAAGAUUGUUUGGACAGCUUACUUGUAGAGAAAAACAAUUGUGUUUUAUAAGGCAUUGUUUGUCUUGUAAAUGUUUUCGAGAUUCCAGUGAGAAUUUAAUUUCAUUGCCCAUUUCUCAACACUAAGGCCUCGGUUAUACGAUACCAGAUUACUAUUGGAACGACAUUAAAUUUUGCUAUGUCAAGAUGCAUUUAGCACUUAAAAUUAUGACAAUAUAGCAGAAUUAAACAAAAAUUGCAAAAAUGGAAAUUUCUGAGAGCAGACAAUACUGGAAGCAUCUUAAGUUGAUGUCACUCCAAUGUGAAUCGUGUAACUGAGGCCUAACUUAUGUGCAUUUGUGUAAGAUCAAAGAUGUUCAACAUGUCUCAUCCUAAUACAACCUUCCAAACACAUAAAACCCAAAAAGGGCACAAUAACAUUUUGAACCUUAAAGGGCACAAUGACAUUUUGAACCAAAAGGGAUGGAAUUUCUCAAUUUGGAGUAAAUAUAGAAUGAUACUAUAACAAUGAAUAUGAAACUACAAAUUAAAGUUGUCUUUAAGGAACAAAAAGCAUCAGUCCAAUCUUUCGGAGUGAUGCUAUUUACAUCUGGAAUUAAGCAUUCACAUUCUCCUCUGAAUUCUUGAUGUAGAAAAUCAUCAGGACAACCCAGGACACCAGAGAGCUCAGCCACCUUUUCCAAUUCCUCUUCACUAACUGGCCAACCUGCAGCAAUAGAAAAAAUUGUUUGCUUUUGUUAUCGUCUUAAUUGUGUCAUGCCUGACAGGAAUUCUAAUUCGCUCAUUGUUAUUCAGUACAAGGUUGGUGUAUAUACUUUACCACAAUCUUCCAAGCCAUAUGAAUCAGGGAAAGCAUAUAUAUGGUUAGGGACACCAUUAGGUAAAUCAGUUUCCUUUUGCUGGCGAAUUCUAUGUGAAUUCCAAAUGGUAUCCUUGAAAACGUCUAGCUCCUUUUGCAGCAAGGGUAUGAGAAUAAAUGCCAAGAUCAUUCUAUCAAGAAAAUUGUAACCAGAUAUUUGGGAGUUAACUGAAUGUCACCAUGUCCAUUGCGAUCAAUAAUACUAGUAAAAUAUCAAGUAAUAAAGAACAAAUAAUGGCAGUUAUUUAACUAACCUAUCUGUUUCGUCAUCAGGGUCAUAGUAAUUUUCAUCUUUAAGCCAGGAGAGUUGCUUUUUAAAGUACUCAGCGAGAUGAAAAACAGUCAGCAGUGGUGGUUUGGCCCGGAAUUUCUGAAGAAAACUAAAGAUGCAUGGCCUGAAGAAAAGAUCGAAAUAGAACUUAACUCAGUAAAGUGUAAAGAGUUGAAUGUCGAAGCACGAAAACAAGAGAGUGUGUCUACAAAUGACCAGUCCUUAAGUUUCAAUACAACGACCCAGAGGAGGAGUGGUCACUAUACCACAAUGCAUUGCUUCUCAUUAAUAUUCAGAAUUGAACUUUGCGAGUCUUUGAGAGAUGUUUGUUGAAAAAAUUGUGGUUGUUUAUCGUGAUUUUUCACUCUGAAAAUUUUGAUUUUUGGAAGGUACGUUUUUAUAAUUGUUUUAUUUGUGACCUUAAUUGCACGAUUUUUAUUUUAUGUGGUUGUCAUAUCAUGUUUCAGUUAUGUUAAUCACGCAUAAUUUGAAUUACCCUUUGUUUCGGGUCAGUGCACAUGUCACAAAAGUGACUUUGAUAUUCGCCGGGGGUUAAAUGGUUUUUAGAACAGGAAAUUAAACACAAUUGCAUCAUCGAAUUCAGGAAGAGUUACUCUUUCUAUUGGUACUUCAAAACAUAAAAAAUCCCCUCGAACUGAAGGGUUAUCGCGGUUUGAAAAUGGGGUAUAUUUUGGGUAAGUGUAAUGGCCAUAAAAGAAAUGACAUUUAUAUACGUUGGAGGUUAAAUAGUUUAUAGAUCGGGAAAUUCUGCUAAAUUCACAUCACUGAAUUCGGGAAGAGUCACGGUUCUAGUUGAUACUUUAAAACAUUAAUAAUCUUCUCCAACCGACGAGUAAUCGCGGUUUGAAAAUGGGGUAUAUUUCAGGUGUAGUGCAUAUGACACAAAAACGGCUUUGAUAUGUGCAGGGAAUUGAAUGGUUUAUAAAUCGGGAAAUUCAAUAAAAUUCACAUCAUUUUAUUCAGUAAUGGUUACUCUUUCUAUUGGUACAUUAAAACAUAAAAAAGCCCCUGAAACCGACGAGUAAUAGUUGUUUGAAAAUGGGGUAUUUUGCUUUAACAUCAUCUCCGAUAUCGCCAAUUGCGGGAAAAAAGUACUCUACAGUCUACAGGAUUUAUAUGGCGUGAACGCGACGUAAAUCAACAAGACAGAUUGGUAUAAUAAUGCACACAAGCAAAAAUAUUAAUAUGUACUUGGGUUAAAUGCUAUGUUUAUGUUUAGGUAUGCUUAAGUUAGCUUUCCUAACGUAUUGUAUAAUUUGUUUUUAUAGAAUUCGAGUUUAUUGGAGCAAAAAUGGAACCUGAUAAUGAUGGCGAUGUUGUCAUUGUUGAUCGUGAUUUAGAAAAUGAGGAAACAGACACUACUAAGCGGUUAUAUAAUUAUGUAGGUGAUACGCCAGGAAAACCAACAAGAAAAACCCAAAGACUAUCUUGUGUAGAAAAUUCAUCAUCCAGUCGAUCUUUGUUUCAAAGUCCUGGCACAUCAGUAAAGGCAUUAAAUAUAAACACAAUUAUGGUUCAAUGACAAUGUAUAACACACCUCUUAUGUAACAUAUUAUUUAUAGCUAUUAUGUCAACUGUGACUCAAUUUCCAUUUUAGUAAAUGACAUACUUUUUUUUAGUUUCCUAGCAGAAAGAUCAGGCUGACUCCUUCAAAGAAGUCACCAGUGAAACAACAUAAAUGGACCUUUGAGGAAAAUAAAGCCUUUAUUGAGUUCAUAUCUAUUGCCAGAACAGAUCCAAAGUAUGGAGAAAUGUUGACUAGUGUCAAGUGGCCAGGAUUUAAGGAUAAAACAGUUUCUCCCGAUGGUGCCAAACAUAUUCAAUGUAGCACUUCGUCAAAUAUCGUCCUUUCAAGUGAGUUUUAUAUGUAAAAUGUCUCAAUUUUUUUCUUAUCUGGUGUUGACAGUUCCAUGUAAUAACCAGGUGGGGGGGGGGGGUGAUUAUGGUGUGGUGGCUUACUAUUUUAAUAAUGCAUAUAAAUUAUUUCUAACAUCCCCUAGGACAAAUUACAUGUAAUUAUGACAGAAGUAUAUAUAGGCUGUCAGGGUUUUUUUCAGGGAUUUUUUAGGGCCGUUAAACGGCCCCAAAAAACUCAAUCUUGAAUUGAGUUUUGAAACUCAAUCUUCUCACCAACGUUUCAGUGCAGUAAAAAUGAAGUUGUUUGAGUUAAAUUUGUGACGUGUGGAAAUUAGUUUUCAGUUGGAAACCUGACAAUUAAAAAAAAUGACUGGAAUUCAUCUCACAACACAAGAAAAACUAUGCAUUCGCCAUCUUUGGGAGGUACAGCCACCCCAGCUGUUCAGCUAAACUCGAUCUUCUCUGCAAAAAUGGACCCAAGAGAAAAUCCUGAAAAAAACCCUGGCUGUAGGCAGAGAUUUGGGUAAUAUGUUCAUGUCCAGAAUACACAAAUAUAAUCUGACCUUACUGUACACCUGACCUUACCCAUAGUAGGGUAAGCUUUAAGAUAUUGGGGUUUGGAUUUAUAUAUUCAUGUAUUCUGGCCAUAAACCAAUAAUUGAAAAUAAUAUUUUGAAUGAUGAAAUAUAUGUGAUAUAUGCAUGCAGACAACCCUUUUAUUAAUUCUAAACUACUAAAUAGCAGGUGAGUCUCUGAAUGAUUAAAUAAUCAAGUCAGCAACAGUUUAAAGAUUUGAAAUGCAAACAUGCAGGUCUGUAUUAGGUCGUUUUUGCCGGGUUUUUCUACCUUGUUCCUGACAUGACAUGUUGACUAGCAAUCUUGUUGGCAUUUGCUGAUUGCUGACCUACAUUCAUAUGCCUCGUUUAGGGCUAUAUAUAUUAAUCUUAAAUUCAUCAUAAAAAAACUUAUAUACUGACUUAUGACUUAUUUGAUCUGUUGUUCCUUAUAUAUAGAUUCCCGUUUGCGAGCACAAGUGAAUAGUUUCUACAGGAAAAAAUUUGCAACAUUUGAGAAUGCAGAGAUCCAUUAUGGCCUGACAUUGUCUGAUAGUUUGGCAGAACUUGUUAUAGAUAGAAGACAAGCUAAGCAUGGUAAACAAAAACCAGCAACAAUACCACCACCACCCCUACCAACACCACUACUACCACCACCACCCUUACCAACACCAGUACCCCCACCAACACCAGUACCAACACCACUACCACUACCCCCAUCAACAACACAACUCCCAUCAACACCACCACCCCCAUCAACACCAAGCAAUACUCAACCAUUACUAAUUACAGUUGAAAAUGUGUUCAACCUUGCAUGUCUUUUGAAGAAUGCUGAUUUAGAAUUAUUAUUGAACAAACUGUUCAUGCAGCUUGCUGUUGCACAUAAUAUAUCAUCUAAUCCUGCAAAUUAUUGUUCAUUGUCUAUUCAAGCAAUGGAACUUUUAAAAAAGAACAAUAAGCACAAUCUAUUGUACAAAUUUGCAUUGGCAUUAUGCAAGACUAAUCAAGUUACUGGUGAGCCUGUAUUUCCAAUGGACAGAAUGCCAUUUGGAUUGGUGGAAUAUCAAAUAGAGAUUUUUAGUUCCACUAAUGUUAGACAGGUGUGUAUAUGCUUGCAAAUGGGGUUGCCUGUGUAGGUAGCAAUAUCCAAGUACCUGAAAAAUAUGACAGAAGUUUGACAAAGGGCCUUCAUGCACUCAAAAUGUCAAAGAAAUUACGUUUUUAUUUUUCAGGUAGUUAGAUAACUUAUUCUACUCAGGUAUGCAGUAGCGUAGCCACCCGACGAUUUAGUCCUGCUAUGAAAAUAUUUUCGUUUUCAUUGACUGUGAAAACAAUCAAUUUCUAAAGAAAUGAGUAAAAUGAUAAUAAUUUUGAAUUUGCAUAGCAGGACUAAAUAGUCAGGCCACUGCAGGUACAGUAUGCACAGUAAUUAUGGUAGAUGUCCCUUUGUAUUAACCCAUUAGAGUGCAAGACUCUCUGAGCUGGGUUUUUUAAAAGUAAAGACAUGUCAUUUUGUCAUUUAAGAUUAAGAUGCCAGAUGACUUCCUCCAACGGCAUGAAAGUUUGUGUGCUGAGUUUCCCACACGCUUUAACCGCCUAUUCAGGGGUCCAAUGUGGAGUGGUGUUGAUAAAGAGGACCAUGGUUACACAGAUAAGGUCAGUUAAUUUAAAUGCAAGUACUUUAUGUAUAUGAAAAUUUUUUAAUUACUAGUCCACAGGAUUUAAAUAAUGCCCCUUUUCCAUUUCUCAUGCAAUUUGGCUAUUAAGCAACUGUGGCUUUCGUUUAUGAUCAUUAUACAAAGAAAUCAAAUUACCACAGAAAUCCAUGUCAAUUAUGGUUCUGUCGGCCCUCGUAUCACAUCCACAUUCCUUGCAAUUCUUAUCAUCAGCUGGGGGGGGGGGCAGAUCUAGAUAAGGAAUUUGCUUCAAGUAUUUUCACUAUACCCAUUAAACAUGCAAGCAAGACUUAAACAAAUAAAAUUGUCUCUAGGUUUGACUUAGUAAAAGGGUACAUCAUGGGGCCACAUUGUGGAUUAACAGAACACGUUGGCCUAUUGUUAAUUCAUAAGCAAGUUUGUGUGAUAUAAAUUCAUAAUGAACUUUCCAAUAAAUUUUCAAAAUUGGGAAUGAACUUGUAAAAUAUUCACAAUAAAGUUUGGAAUAGCUUUUGCCAAAACAUUUGAAAUUCAUUGUAACAGGACUGCAAAUUACUGUCGGACAUCGGACAAUGUCCGACUAAAUUUGGCAAAUGUCCGAGCAAAAGUAAUUUUGAUCGGAUAUUGGUUCGAUCACAUAAAAUUGUCACAUAUUAUACAUUUUUUUGUUGUGACAAAAUCCGAUUGCAAAUUCACUCAAUUUGCAUUUUGCAAUAAAAUUUACAAGGCGUUCUAGUGUUUACUUUUACUUAAUGUUGCGUCGGAAUGGCAUACAUAUACUUGUCUUGUGACUUAUAUACAGUAUUUAUAAUAUAGCAUUUGUAAAUUCUGAACGCUUAUUGGCUAAGAGCCGUGUUGAUAUAACUCAAUGUCAGCACGGGAAAUUUUCUGCCGCUUGUAAACACAGAAAUUUUUCUUAUCCUUCGGGCUUUUGACAAUGCUAUAUUAUAAAAAAAAUAUAAAACAUUUUUUCUGUGCUGAUAUAUACUGUAGUUAUAUCAACACUUGUGGAAGUUGGGAAAACUCGAAAUUGUAUGAAAACACUCCGCCCUUCGGGCGUCGUGUUUCCAUACAAUUUCUCGUUUUCCCAAUUCCACUCGUGUUGAUAUAACUGUAUAUCAACACAGAAAAUGUUUUAUAUUUGUUAAAUCUUGUGACGUUUAUGUCUGACCAAAUUUAGUGAUGCUUGUUUUUGUCCGACCAAAUUCAAGUUAUGUCCGACCAAAAUUAAAAAUGAUCGGACAAAUGUCCUGUCAAGUCAAAUAUUUAUUUGCAGCCAUGUUGUAAUUACUAUUUUCAUUUUAGGCAAAAGUCAAUGUAGCCUGUAUUGGAACUAGGGCAGUUGCAAAGAAGACAGAUUCAUCACAAUUUAGCACUGAGCCUAUCAUACAGGUGUGCUCAUUUGAUAUAAUGAUUUAUACAAAAACACUAGUAAAACAAGCCAUUUGAUUGGUUGAGGAUCAUGUGUGCUUAUGUAAAGGAUAGAUACACAGAUGAUAUGUCACAAAGUUAUAAAACUGCUUCAAAAACUCAUUAAUAAUUCAUGAAGCAAUUAUCCAAUCUUGAGUAAGCAAUUAUUCAUGUGCAUACGUCUUUAUACCAGCUAAAGAACACUUUAACAAAAGACCAUUGUUAUGCAAACUAUAUAAAGAUUUUUAUAUAAAGAUAUUUAAUAUAUAAAGAUUUUUAUAUAAAGAUUUUUAUAUAAAGAUUUGACUUAUUAUGCAAACGUUUUUGAAGCCAUUUAAAAAACUCGCAGGUUGUGUUUUAUUAGGGCUUUAAACCUAAUAAAACACUCCUGCUCAUUUUUUAAAUAGUACAUAAAGCGUUAGCCAAUAAGAGCUGUGUUGUUUCUUUGUUAGCCAAUUGUGUUGAACUAUUUGCAUAGAUAUAACUAAUUAAUCCAUGAGAUCUGAUGUGCCAUACUGUACUUUAUUAUUUGACUCUGUCUAAUGUCAGACAUUUUACUUGUCAAGGGGAUAUAUAGUGCUGGUGCUUAAAGGCACAGUUCAGCCUGUUGAACGAUGGUUUUUAAGGCGCAUUUCAGUUCUUUUAAUUGAAAAAACUAACUAGGAAAAUCAAUUAAGCAUAAUUCAAGAUCACCAAACUUAAUGUUUUUAACAUUUUAAAACAUUUAUAUUGUUAAAAACAUCGAGUUUACUGAUUUUGAAUUAUGCUUAAUUGAUUUUCCUAGUUAGUUUUUUCAAUUAAAAGGGCUCAAAUGCGUCUUAAAAACCAUCGUUCAAAAGGCUGAACUGUGCCUUUAAACGCACAGUUCAGUCUUUUGAAUGAUGAUUUUUUAAGGUUCAUCUCAGCCAUUUUAAUUGAAAAAAGUAAAUAGGAAAAUCAAUUAAGCAUAAUUCAAGAUCAGCAAACUUAAUGUUUUUAACCUUUUAAAACAUUUUUAUUGUCACAAACAAUGAGUUUAUUGAUCUUGAAUUAGUUAUAAUUUUAUUAUUUCCUAGUUACAGUAGCUUUCAAUUAAUUAAAAGGGCUAAAAUGCACCUUAAAAACCAUCAUUCAAAAGGUUGAAAACUGGCCUAUAUAUUGCCAUGUAUAUAGUACUUAUUUUAACCCAUUGAGUCACUGUGCAUCUGCAUGUACAGCACUGUAAAGUCUGCAAAAGAUGACAUCUAAUGUUUUUUACACGCUUUUUUGUCAUGAGAUCUACCUGUAUUACAGUCUAAUCAGAAGAAACAUGCACACAGAUGGAAAUGAAAUGUAUUUGUUAAAUAAAGUACAUUACAAUUAGUACAUAUUUUUAAACAUGUUUAUGUAUUAUACUAGGUGCAAGCACUUAAAGAGAUGAAAGAUGCGUAUCCUUCCAGGAGAUUCUGGAUCAAAGGUGACAGGUGUGACAUUAAACCAGCACUUCAGCAAUCAGUUAAGGGUGUUUGGAAUGGAGAUGCUGAUCUUGGAGAUGGUGCCCUUCAGAAACUAAGAACUGAUUAUGAGGGACAAGUGAAGAUCGUUAAAGAUUUGGCAUCAUCACAGGAUGAUAUGGAAAAAGUGAUUUCUGAUAUUGAGACUGAAAAUCUUGAGAAUGACAAGCAGUUUUUAUCACAAGGCGCAACAAAGGCACUCAAAACUUAUAUGGACAAAUAUAAAAAACCAAAUCCAUCGAAAAAGGUGUUAAUGGAACUUUCAUGGGAAAGAGCUGAGUAUACUGAGCUCUUACAGCAGUGCCAGGCUUUGCUUUCAUAUGUGACCACUUUAAAAGUCAGUGUUGUCCAGAGUUCUCAAGUGUUGCAUGUCCAGAAGAGUAUGCAUGAAAAGAAAGGUGAAUGGGAAAACUACCUGAGGAAUUUGUUUGUGAAGAGACGACAGCCAGCAGCCACACAUGUGUUCAUUUUCCUCCUAUCUGAUGAGUGCCGGAACAAGAAACCUUACUGCCUGCCAAUUCAGUAUGUUCCGUACCUUUCAUUGAAGGAUCAGACUGUGCGAGAAUUGAUCAGUAAGAUCAGGGUAGAGAUGGCUAAACUUGACAUGCUUGCUAUUGGUAAGUACAAUAGAUACAGUAUCUAAUAUUUAAUUAAUUGCAUCAUUGCAGGUAUUGCUGGUAAAUAUUGGUAUACUCUAAACAUGAUAUUUGCUGUGUUGGUGUAAUGUACUCAGGUGAAUACUGUAAGAUGCUUGUGUGGACUGUUACUCUGAGUGUAUAUCCACACCGGGCAGGCCCGAAAAAUAUGCCUGGCCACAGUGGGAAUCAAACCUACGACCUUUGGAAUACUAGCCCAAUGCUCUGCCAACUGAGCUACGCGGUCAGGUCGGUUCGAGUAUGCGAUAUUUCGGAACUGAGUCCAGUUCCUUCGAUAUCAGUGUAAUCUAAUAAUCACGUGGCCAGGCAUAUUUUUCAAGCCUGCUUGGUGUGGAUAUACACUCAGAGUAACAUCACAAGCAUCUUAUUCACCUGAGUACAUUACACCAACACAGCAAAUAUCAUGAUUAUUAGAUUACACUGAUAUAGAAAGAACUAGACUCAGUUCCGAAAUAUCGCAUACUCGAACCGACCUGACCACGUAGCUCAGUUGGCAGAGCAUUGGGCUAUUAUUCCAAAGGUCGUAGGUUCAAUUCCCACCGUGGCCAGGCAUAUUUUUUGGGCCUGCCCGGCGUGGAUAUACACUCAGAGUAACACCACACAAUCAUACUCUAAUCAGUUACAAUGACUCCUAUGUGUUGAACAUAAGAGUACAAUCAUUCAGUAAAUGUAACUAUGUUAAUUUAGGUUUUGUCACAGACGGGGAGUUCAAUAGCUUAAGAACUAAAGGACAAAAGCGUCCAUUACACUUGGUUCAACUGAUACGAGAUGCUCGGGAAAGUGUCAGCAGGAAAUCUGAGUCAUCUUUAUUGAAAUUGCUUUUGAAAGUUAGAGGUACUACUAUAUCUACUUACAGGAUAAUGUAAAAGAUUAACUUGUUUCAAAGUUGAAAGAGCUUGGAUAUGUAUUGAAUUUACCUUUAUCAUAUUCGGUUUAUUCACCCUUUUUGGGAACUGUUUUUCCAAGCUUUAGAGAAUACAGUAAACACCACAAAUAGAAUGAAACAGAACUUUUUACCAAAAGCAUGUAAUUGUAUAAAAUAUAUGUAGCAGUAAAUUUAUGACAUUUGACAUUUGUGCAAUUUAUAAAUUUUAAAAUUCGUUUUUUAUGUUGUUCAUGUAAUAAAAAAAAAGCACCCAAAAAAAUGGCGGAUAUUCCCUCACAGUCAGCAAUAGAAAUGUUCAGAAAAAUAUUGAACGAUUCAUUUGCCUCAUGUUUACCAAUUCAUUUGAGGAGUUCCUCGAAUAUGUUACCUGGAAAAAUUCCGAAAUUCCUGUUUCGAUCACAUAUGAUUGGUCAAUUUUAAAUAUGAAGUCAGUUAUAUGUCAAAACCAACAGGAAGUUAGGAGUUUUUCAAGAACUUUGUAAAAUAUUAGAGGAACUCCUCAAAUGAAUUGAUAAACAUGACCAAAUUAAUUGUUCAAUAUUUUUUGGAACCCUUCUAUUCCGCGACUGUAACAUUUGGUGAGAAAUACUGUACUAUAUAACGUUAUAUGAAUCUUUGAAUCUUGUAGUAGUUUUUGUGUUAGAUUAAAUUAAACAAUACAAAUUGGGGGGGGGGGGCACCCGGUAUAUGCAGUAUAACCCAUUACUGUAACUAACACCCAAACAUCGCCACGAUAUGUAAUGGACAUCCCUAACUUCUAAAAAGUUUUACAUAAGUCAACAGAUAUUUUUUUUAUUUCAGAUGAUGAGGACGGCAUGCCCCUGACAGAAGUAGUAGAUCCAGAAAUACCAUCUGAUAUCAUCAAUCUGUUGCAUAACUUGAGGCAUGAUGGAAUGGCUUUAUUUGAGGCUGUAAAGCGCAUAAGGAUGUCCUUAGUGCCAGAAGGAUUCGAACCUUUUCUGUUCAGGAAUGGAACAGAGGAAUGCCUGGGUGAUAUGCUAAAGUCCAUUGUUGCAACGUAUCGAUUUAGGCAUGCUGUCAGCAAGUAUAUGUCGGAGGGUGUUGACUUUUCAACUUAUAUCUACAUACCGGAAAUUGAUGAUGCCACUGGUGAAGCAUUUCAUGAAAGAGAAGAUCACUGCCACAUUCUGAAACGAAUUUGGAAGCACACAAGAGAGGAAGGACCACCUGGAACUAACUUACAGGGCUUCGAUGACGCAAUGCGUGACCCGAACACUGGUUUGACACAUGCAGCCCUUACAGGUGAACAAAAACAAUCUGUUGUUGAUGCUGAAAGAAUGAUGUCCUUUCUUGUUGCAAAGUUCCUCCGUGAGAAUGGUUACCAGAAAGAAGGAGAGUACAUCGAUAUUGUUGCAGGAUGGCAUGCAGCUGCAGAUCGUAGAGGUCUUUCUGAGCUUCAACGAUGUAAGAAGAACUACGUUAUGCUCAACAUGAUCUUGGAUGACUGGAUGCCAUGGCACAAUACUACUACGAGUUUAGCUACAAUCGACGUAAAUAGGUAUUGUACAGUACAUUGUAACACGCCCCAUCUGAAAAUCACCGUAUUGUAUUUUUAUUUACUACUAUGUUGUGUAUGGCCAGCGUGGCUAAAUAAAUCUGCAAGUAAGUAAGUAAGUAAGUUAGUAAGUAAAUCUAAAAAUAAAGUGAAUAUAACGAUCAUUUUGUAUAAAAAAGACUUGAUUUUUUUUUGUAUUCUAUACUGUAAAGUUUAUAUGAACAUUAAUUUUUCCCAAGUUGAUAAGUUUUUGUUUUGUUCGUUGUAUUAAAAGUUAAGAACUUCGAAAACAAAAAGUUAAGAACUUCGAAAAGUGUUCAUAAAUAUUUGAAUUUUUAAUAACGGAUUUUUGUGUAAAAUGGAAUUUCAAACAAGGAAGACUUGAAUUAGUUUAAUUAUAAAAUCAGAAUUUAAGUUAUUUCAACAAAAUUUUAGUGUAAUACAGUAGAUGUUAAAGUUAUGGUUGUGUUUUCACAGUACAUGUGUCAGGUGGUGAAAUGAAAACAUUUAUUUUUAAUACUUUACAGCACACAAACGACAAAUUGUGUUGAUCUAUUUUAUGUAGACCAAUCAAGGGAAUUUGUGGCUUCUCAAGAGAGACUGUAAUUGCUGUAACCACUAACAUCGAAAGUGUUGAAUAUCGCAGGAGAGAGAGUGGAAGAAUUGGAUAUCCCAAGCAUCCCAGAGCUGGGACAUCAGAUGAUGUGGAGGGCUUCAUUUCAUUGUUGCACCGUUUUCUUGGCAAUAUAUUUACAAUGAAAGAUAUGAAAUCUCUAUGGAAGAAGGUUGUCAGGUAAAGAAAGUGUAUGUUGAAAGAAUUAUACCCCUAACAAAUGUUCAGCACGACAUAAUUUUAACUACAGUUAUAUAACUAUAGUAUUUCAGACUAUAAUACGAUACAGUUAUGUAGUUCCUUGUGACCGACUUUUUUUAGCAACUAACGUUUGCCAUAAUAAGUGAUACAAAAUUUACUGUGUGCUAGCUUCAACAAAAGAUCACAAUGAACGAUACAUAAAAAAGAGAAAUAUCUGAUGGUGUAAUGGGAUAAUUGCUGAAAACAUGUCUCUAACAAGUAUAAAGCAUUGAUUAUAUAGAAUUAUGUUCAUCAAAAAGGAUUUACCGUAAUGAUUUAUUAUACUUUCACUUUUAGAGAGUAUUGUAAACGAAUUGAUAAAGAUUUGCCAUGUUAUUACUGGACAAGCAAUGAGCGCUUCAGAGAUUUUGAUGAAACAAUGCCAAGUUUUAACGAAGUUGACGAAGUCCCGGAUGACAUUGACCCAAAAGAUCACCCUCUACGUCUCCACAAUCUAUCUGUUAACCGACGAGAAGACUCCUCAAUAUUCUCAGCAGGACGGUGGUUUUUGCCAGCACGCAACCAAACGACAGUUCGACAACACUUACACAGACCCGUCGUUGAACCUCCGUUGUUGAACAUUGCGAUCCAAGGACUGGAAGAAGCCAUGGAAGAAGAUGUGGAGGAAGAUUAUAUCCUUAUGGGCGAUCCUUAG
Molecule: messenger RNA, 14713 nt
Organism: Paramuricea clavata
Lineage: Eukaryota; Metazoa; Cnidaria; Anthozoa; Malacalcyonacea; Plexauridae
Source: the annotation of a GenBank genome assembly